AUGUCCGAGUCUAACGAGCAAAAUGGUUCCGCCAGCAAAAAGCCAGAAAGUGUAAAAGAAAAUGGUGUCAAGGUAGAACUUGAUGACAAGACUAUGGCUCUACUAAAACAGAAUAAAAACAUGACUGAAACACAAGGACAUGAAGAGAGCAUUGGGAAUCAAGAAAUUCCGAUUUUUGAAAGGAUCGUGUUGAAUAAGUUUUACAGUUUCAUGAGUGAUGAAUCACCAAGUCAGGCUGGAAAUUCUCAUGCACCUACACCUAGUGAUUCCUCUCGUCAAGUAUCGAGGCGUUACACCACCAAACGAAGACCAGUAUCAAUUACGUAUUCACCUUCCGCAGCUCGACUUUCGGCUCCUUACAUUGAAGAACAACGCCCCGAGCGACCAGAAAUUAUGAAACAUUUGUCGAAUGAGCAAAUUGCUGGGAGUUCUGUGGUUCCCGAAGCCGGUCCAUCUGAAGAGAGCGAAGGAAAUACCCGAAGAUCUGCGCGGGAAAGUUUAAAAGCGAGUGUUCGCAAAGCAAUCAACUUGGCAAAUGUUAACAAAAUGUUUGCUACCUUUGAUAAUAAAGAACACUUGCAAACGGUGGAAAGCAUGGGUGUUCUAACGUUCCCUAGUGCUAUGAUGGUGCCGUUUUUAUGGAUGAGAAGAGAUCAUAGGGGGAAGAAAGCGCUUGCUAUCACAGAUUCAUAUGUCGAUGAAGAUUCCUAUAAUUGGCAAAGCACUUUUAGAAUUGAAUUGGAAUAUGGUGAUGUUAAAUGGGUAGUCAAGCGAACAGGAUUUGAUUUUAUUUAUCUCCAUGUCAAUCUGAGUCGAAGGGCGGAACUACCACCGAUUCCAAAAUUCCCUUCUGGUCUUAGUGCUUGGUUUAAGACAAAUGUACUACGUAAUUCCCGAUUUCAAGAGUCUGCACUUGGAAGACGCAAAGAACUGGAAAACUAUCUCCUCGAGUUGAUAAAACUCUUGUCUUUACAUGUUUCCUAUGAUCUCUACGAAUUUCUGGAACUCAGUGCGAUUUCUAUUACCACAGACAUGGGGUGGAAAGGCAAAGAAUGUUACAUGUUGACAAAGGUGGAACGAUUGAAGAAACCCAUAUGUUCUUUUAUAAGAUCAAGCGAAAAAUGGGAACGUGAAUGGGUGAUAGUUCGCGAUUCAUAUAUUGCAUUUUGCAGAGAUAUCAGCGAUACAACACCAGUCGACGUUUUCCUUCUGGACAAACAUUUCAAAUGUGAAAAACUUAUGCAACAAGGAUUCUCUAGAAUCUUGCAACUUCAUGAUCAUAUUAGUAUAGAAAAUAGUUUCAGACGAAUCGAGAUCAAGAGUGAUUCACGCCACAUGAAGGACUUCUUGGAAAGCAUCGAUAGAAUUAAAAUUUCUUCUCCAUGGGUUAAACAACAUAGAUUUGAUUCAUUCGCACCUAUCAGAGAAGAUACAAAAGUUAAAUGGUAUGUUGAUGGCAAAGAUUACUUUUACGCUGUUUCCCAAGCGCUGUUGGCCGCAAGAUCAGAAAUUUAUAUUGAGGAUUGGUGGUUGUCUCCGGAAUUGUAUCUCCGUAGACCUCCAUCUGAGAACGAAGAAUUUCGGUUAGACCGUUUACUCAAAAAGAAAGCAGAGGAAGGUGUAAUGAUAUAUAUCGUGGUAUAUAAAGAGGUGUCGUUAGCUUUGACUUUGGAUUCUCAUCAUACCAAAUUCUACCUCCAAGAUCUUCACAAAAACAUCAAAGUCCAACGUCAUCCGGAUCACAUUGGCAUUGAAGGGACAGUGUUUUGGGCGGUGAGCUCAGCAUUCUUUAUCAUAUUGUCGGGUACCCGUAAAGAUUUGGACAUUCAUCACGAGAAAAUGGUGGUUGUUGAUAGCCGUAUCGCUUUUAUUGGAGGGUUGGAUUUGUGUUUCGGACGUUACGAUACUCAUGCACAUGAGCUUUCUGAUUAUAAUGCGAGUAAUGAAAAUCCAACAAUAUGGCCCGGACAAGAUUUUUCCAACCCCAGGAUAAAAGAUUUCCAGAAUGUUUCCGAUUUUAAUGCCGAAAUUAUCGACAAAUCACAAUGUCCUCGCAUGCCAUGGCAUGAUGUUUCGAUUGGCAUGGUUGGUACUCCGGCUAGAGAUGUUGCUAGGCAUUUUGUGGAAAGAUGGAAUUUCGUUAAAGAAGAGAAAUCCAGUGAACGUGAGGAUUUACCUUUCUUAACACCAAAGGGCGAAUACGUCAGCACUCGAGACGAAAGUCAAUUCAAGGGAACUUGCAAAGUACAGGUCUUACGCAGUAGUGCAUUUUGGAGUAGCGGAGUCAAAGAUGAGAAUUCUGUCUAUAAUGCUUAUUGCGAAUGCAUUCGAUCCGCCAAACAUUUUAUUUAUAUCGAAAAUCAAUUCUUUGUUACAUCGACUGAAAAUGAUCCUGAUUACGCCAUUAAAAAUCGAAUCGGCGGGUUUCUUGUCGAGCGAAUUGUUAAGGCACAUCAUUCAAAGGAGAAAUUCCGUGUUAUCGUGGUUAUGCCUUUGUUGCCAGCAUUUGAGGCGGAGCUAAAAUCGAAAGAUGCCGGGACAAUACGUAUGGUUAUGCACUGGCAAUAUGUCUCAAUUUGUCGUGAUGGUAAGUCAGUCUUGGAAAAAAUAUCAAGUUUCGGAAUUAAUCCAGAAGAUUAUAUAUCAUUCUUCGCUUUACGAAAUUACGGCAAGAUCUUUCAUUCUGGAAAGGAUAAGGGAAAACAGAGUGAAAAUUCAAUUCUCAGAAAUUCAUCAGGCGGACCUGUUAUACCAAAUGGAAAUUUGGAGAAUGGCUCAGAAAAUAUAAUUCAUUCUCAGGAGAACACUGGGGAUUCAUUUUCAGAUGAGAGAGUACAUAUCGCCCCAAAUUCUGUUGGAAGUGACCCAGCUAUGCCUGCUGGAGUUGAACAAACCGACCCUAAUCAUAAUUAUGUAACAGAAGAAGUGUACAUUCAUAGCAAAUUGUUGAUUGUCGAUGAUCGUUGUGCUAUAAUUGGUUCAGGUUUGUCACAGCUUGGUGUUCGUGACUCAGAGAUUGCGAUUAUCGUGGAAGAUAUGGAAAAAGUGGAUUCACGCAUGGACGGCAAAGAGUACAAAGCUUCUAAGUUUGCAUAUACGUUGCGCAGCAACUUAUUUAAAGAGCAUCUUGGUCUUAUUGAACAUCAAGACCACUCUACACUUACAAAAAGCUGUUUACCACCGCUUCAACCCGAAAUAUUACUCGACCUGUUACAAGACAAAGACAAUAAACUUGGCACAUUAAUUGAUGAACAAGCAUCAAAAUCACCAAAUAAACAUCCGACAAAGCAUGACUUGGUAGUCAUGGAUCCAUUGUCUGAUGAAUUUUAUGCCUACUGGCAAACCACAGCAAAUCAUAAUACUGACACAUAUCGUUCAGUAUUUAGAUGUGUUCCUGACGAUAAUGUUGUUAACUGGGAGAGUUAUGAUCAAUUUGUACCUGACUCUACACUAGUUCCGACAGGCCAUGUAGCAAAUUCCAAGGCCAAUUUAGAAGAAGUCAAAAAUAAAUUAUCAAACAUUCGUGGGCAUUUGGUUAAUUUCCCACUUCACUUUUUGGAAGGCGAAAACUUAUUUGGGAGUGUAAUUUCAAAUGCAGUCACCCCCGUUGAAAUUUUCACAUAA
Molecule: messenger RNA, 3624 nt
Organism: Acaulospora morrowiae
Lineage: Eukaryota; Fungi; Glomeromycota; Glomeromycetes; Diversisporales; Acaulosporaceae
Source: the annotation of a GenBank genome assembly